UUCUUUGGGGGCCAGGCACCUCCACCUGCAUGGCUAGCUGCAUUGCGGAUGCCUUCUACAACGCGCGCUGCAACGGCAUCGUGGGCUGCGAUCCGGAGGAAGUGGUGGUGGACAGCGGCCAAAGGAAUAUCAUGAAGAUCACUUUGCCCACUGAGAUGGACGCCAUUUCCACGGAGCUCAAGCACACCAUCCAGGCAACGGCGGGAAGUGCUGGUGAAAUGAUAG
Molecule: messenger RNA, 225 nt
Organism: Cladocopium goreaui
Lineage: Eukaryota; Dinophyceae; Suessiales; Symbiodiniaceae
Source: the annotation of a GenBank genome assembly